AUGUCGGCCACGGAACGACAAACGCCUCCCUCAGGUGCUAGCACCACCUCCGUAGAUUGGACCAGCCCUACGAACAGCAAUACGAAGCCGAAUACCCACACCCAUGAGGACGACAUACCCCUCUUGCCCUUAGAAGUAGUCGCCGAGGUUCAACAUCGACGCAACGACACCCAACCGGGCCAGUCCGGCCUGAUCAAAAUAAUUCAGGAGGCGAAGCAGGUCGAUGAGCAUGCUGCUGGUGAGGACAAGGUUCGCUUAAGUGCGCGGCCUCUGUCACGAGAAUGGCUGAAAUUGAUGCUGAGUCUGGGCAUCAGGGUGAUUCAAAUCGCCAUCAUUGCCGUCGUGUUCUAUAUCGGAGGCAAGCAACAAGCCUUCAACCUCAGCGAUGAUCAAGUGAUGCGGGGUAUCAUGGUGUCAGUUGACGCCCAACUGGCUGUGUUUGGUGUCGCUAACAAGAUUCUCGAUUACCUCAUGGACAUGGCAUUGGAUCAUGCCGUCUCGGUAACGUUGACUCUGUGGAUGGCUUGCUCCAUCAGCGAUCACUACGCUGGUAUCAAAGUCGAUGAUUUCUCUAUAAAAGAAGAGCUUUCCAAGCCGUGGAUUGCAGGAUGGGCUUUCAUCCAACGCUGGCGCAAAGAUGGCUUCCGGUUUACCUCCCUCGGACGUGGAAUGCUCUGUCUGGCUGUUUCCCUCGCGGUCGUGCUGCAGGGAGCUGGAGUCAACACCAUCGGCAUGCCAAAGGCCCGGUGGUCGCCCUCUUACUAUGGCGGCGUUCCAGAUUCGUCUCAGACUCUGAUAUUGCCUCUCAUGCGUAUGCUUAACGCCAAUGUUGAUGCGAUCUGGACUCAAGCUGCCGCGAUGAGCGCCGACCCAGACCCGAACGCAAUCGGACAGAUCGUCGCAGCUCUAGAGGCUUCUAUGACUUUCACCGGUCUCUCGGGGUUGAGAAAUGCCAUGAACAGCGACCCAACGAAGCCCGGUUGGUACGAGGUGUAUAAGUCGUCAGGCAGCUAUAUCACGAGCAUCCAGGUUCCGACAAACACUUCUCAAAGGAGCAUCCAAACCGUUUCCAUGCAGUUCGGUGGUAUCACCGCUAUCUGGCAGUCGCAAACAAUAUACGGGAAUCAAUGGGCUCGUGGUUCGACCGGUUAUACAGGCAACCUCAAUUUGACCUUGCCUUUUCUCCAGACUGAAUGCGUUCCAAGCACAAACUUGACAGCAACGGCCAACGACACGAUGAUUGCCCAGCAUCCAGUCGAUAUGAAUUCCAGUGACGCUACAAUUCGGGUUUUGGUCGGGGCAUCCGGGAAUUUCACGGGAGCCAACUGCAGUGUGACCUUCCGACAAGGACUCUUUCCGGUCGCUGUCUGGAUUGUGGACAACGCAGCUCCAGAUGCCUCGCUAGUCAACUACAACAAUCCGUGGUGGCUCGCCAAUGAUCCGCUGAACCCACCCACGUAUCUAUUCCCACCGACCAAGAACGACACGGCCUUCGCUGCGAAUCUGGCCGAUCUCUUCAACGGGAUUGCCCCCAAUCUGAUGGGUCUUGUUCAGCGCGGACCCAGUCUGACGGAUCAUAUGGUUGCGCUCUCGCGACAAUUUGUCGCCCUCAAUCGGACCGCCUGGGAUUCUGACGCGGCAGGAAUGACGCCUGUCAUCGGGACACUGCUAAGCCAGACCCUGACCACGGCCACCUGGAAGGAAGAAGCCGAUCCCGAGGGUGCCACCGUGACCAGUGCCCCUAUUACAUGGCAGGGCUACGGAUCUAGUCCGCGGCUCCUCUGGGAAUGGACCAUCGCGCUCGCGCUAGGAGUGGUUCUGGUCGUGGCCGUGUGGGACAUUUUCCUGAUUCUGUAUUACCAUCUAUCCGAACCACCUGUGAGGGAUACCGGGGGUCUGUGGUUACGAAAACCGGAGGGCAUUCAGGAAUCGAAGAUUGAGGAGACGUUUGAGAAGGUCUACUAUUUACGGGAGACGGAUCGAGAGGUCUUUAUUACGGUGGACAAACAAGGUGGGAAGGUUCUGAAGCCGGAUGUUGAGUAUACAUGGCGUCAUUGA
Talaromyces proteolyticus is the source of this 2058-nucleotide messenger RNA. RefSeq lists its product as uncharacterized. The record is from RefSeq and is a predicted model, not a curated record. The coding region runs from base 1 to 2058 and encodes 685 amino acids. The transcript is spliced from 6 exons. NCBI's taxonomy places the organism in Eukaryota, Fungi, Ascomycota, Eurotiomycetes, Eurotiales, Trichocomaceae.